Molecule: messenger RNA, 1008 nt
Organism: Caenorhabditis briggsae
Lineage: Eukaryota; Metazoa; Nematoda; Chromadorea; Rhabditida; Rhabditidae
Exons: 3
Coding region: 1-1008 (335 amino acids)
Source: RefSeq, a predicted model, not a curated record
AUGAGUUCAGGAUCAUCAAUUAUGUACCACUGCCAAAAAACGGGAUGCAUAUCUGGAUUCACUCAAAAGAAGGAUAUGAUUGAUCACAUUUUUAUCAAUCAUAUCAAACACUGGAAAGCGAGAAUGGGAAAGGAAAAUGAGGUGGUGGUUCGAGAAAAAAAGGCUAGGAAUGGAGAGAAGACAUUACCAAAAGGGAUUUCCUGUUUCUGGAAGAGAUGUGAUAGCUGCUUCACAAACAGAAAAGACAUGGAGCAGCACGUCAUCUCGAGCCAUUUUGAGUUGGAUGAUGUGGAAUGGGUUAUGGAGGACGAGGAGGAGGAGAAGGCGUCGGAAAUUCUGGAUCAUUCAGAAACGAGUGGAUCUCAGGAACCUCUAGAGGAACGGAAUUUGAGAAUUCCAGAUUCUGGAGAAGACACCUUGAACAAUGCUCCAGAAUACGCUAAGCCAGAAUCGCUCCUCUCACGGAUUCUAAAAUCCGAGCAACGUCUAGUCCGAAGACUUCAAGACGCAGAAUUCAAUGACACUGAUUGUACAGUAGCAAAUCCGAGACCACAGAAGCGUAUGAGAUUGGAUUAUGAUCUCCCGGGAUCAUCCGAUGCUCCAGAAUACGAAGACGAAAUGCCCGACGAGCUUUGGCCUCCGAAAAUGCCAGCUAUGAAGAAACCAAAGCGGCAGUCGUCAGCGGAUUCUGAUUCAACGUCUUCAGAAGUUCAAUGUUCGUCAAGCACAACCACCAAAAUCAAGAAAUAUAGAAUGAGAACAUCCAGACGACCUCUGACAACUUGGAAAAGGCCAGCACCAUCUGCUCAAGAAUACAAAAAUUCAGAUGGGGAAGACGACGAAAUGCCCAUGUCGAGACGAAUCACACGAUCCCAGAAAGCAUGGCCAGGGGUUCCAAUUGGGUCGAGAAGAAUCACACGAUCUCAAAACCCAUGGAAAGAAAAGAAAGCCAAAAGGAAUUCGGUGUCAGGACAAAACGAGGUGAAUAAUGGACUUUUACUGUUUUAG